UAGAUUCAUAUUCCCCAGGCAAACUUCAAUUACCCUUCCCGAUAUCAUAUCAGCGACCAUGGAGCAACAGCAACCGAAUCACGACAUGCGCGAAGACCAGCAAGACUACUCUUUCAGCGAACAAAACGUAUCGCAGGAGAUGUCUGAAGAAGGUUGGAGAGCUUUGGCGAAGAUCGUUCGUGAUGUAAACCCAAACUUAUCUCCUGAUGAAGAGCUUGGUGACCUGGCAGCUGCUGAGGCAGCCGUCAACGCCAAGGACGCUGAGCGAACGGAGAUUGUUGAUAAACUCAGAGAUGAGCUUCGCCAACUAUCCCGUCAGCAUAGCCAAGCAGCAGCUGCAGCCCAACGACCACCUUCCCAUCCUUCACCAGCGGAACACGAAGCCAAUGUUCGUUCUCUUGAACAACAGCAAUUCUCUAUUGCAAAGCAAUUGAACGAAGAACAAGCGGCGGUGGCCAAAAAGGAGGUGGAGUUGGGCAAGUGGAAAACUGCCAAAGAGGAUAUUGAAAAGGUUGAGAUUGGUGAAGGGGAUUGGGCGGAUGGCAAGGUUAUUCGACUGAAACUAUUCUCGGAAGCUGGAUUCUCUUUAGUAUCAGCGAAAGAUGGAUCUAACGUUACCAAGGUCUUGAUAAGGAACGAUGCCAAAGAGGAUGUACACUCAGUUGUGGUCGACAAUUCACGCCCAAAAGUGUAUACGGCAAAUCUUAUAUGGAGCUUGGCAAGUGAUUAAAGGGCCUCUGAUAGAAAAUUGAAGGGUGUAGAGGGUACAAUCUUGUUGUCUUGAGUCAUUAGAACAUUUGUAUGUAUCAUCACUUUCUCUCAGCUAUCGGAUCUGCUGCACAUGUGUAGGGUCGUCCUUCAUCAACAUCUCCGAGCGAUUUAGGGCGUCACGUUCCAAUCACAAGUCAUGUGACAUAUUUCAUUUUACGACUAUCCUCGUUACCAUCCCAAUCAACAAUGUUGAAGUGAGAUUACCGAUCAAUUUCUUCUGAUUAACCUUCGUGAAAUCAUUUUGCAACCCCAUAAUCCCUCUGUAGGGGCUUGCAGCUGGCCUAAGAAACCUUAAUACCACGACUCAAGCGGUGCCAGGUUAAUAAAGUCGACGGCUGAAUUGGAAUUUGAGCGUUAAUGAUGUCUAUGCGCACUUGAAUGUCAAAGGCGUCUCCUGACAUGGUAACGUUUGUCUGCUGUGAACUGGGUUGUUCUGGGCAUUUAUGAGCAUCCCGUAUGGGGCAGUACUGUAUAUUGGGCGCAGGACUUUGGAACGUGAGGUCCUGUCGUCUGCUGGCGAUAAAGCUUCUACACACAAGUACUUCUAAAUCGACCAUUUGAAGUAUUCCUCUUUGGAUAAUGGAUAUGGAAAGAGAAGGCAGAAAAGAGAAAAAUGGGUGAAAUAUGACACAAAAAGGCUGACAAGAAUUUGUUAACAAGGAGAUAGACCUUACUCACUGCUGCGGCUUAGAUAUGAGCCGGCCGGGAUGGGUGUAUACAAAACCAGUAGUCAUGAUUUAUGCAUUAUAGACAAUAG
Messenger RNA from Cryptococcus deneoformans JEC21, 1528 nucleotides. RefSeq names its product expressed protein. NCBI's taxonomy places the organism in Eukaryota, Fungi, Basidiomycota, Tremellomycetes, Tremellales, Cryptococcaceae. The record is from RefSeq and is a predicted model, not a curated record. Bases 59 to 730 code for a protein of 223 amino acids. The transcript is spliced from 6 exons.